GAUGUGGUGAGACCAGGAUAUGCCGUUGUUCUUUGUGUUCAAAGUUCGCUAUCUCUUGUGUUGUAGAAUUUUUCAAGCGGAAUCACAUCACCGGUAUCACUAUGAAGGCUACUAUCGCUGUCGCAAUCAUUUUUGUGCUGCAAUGUUGCUGCCUGACUCCCAAACACCUCACAGAGUGAUGACUUUUAUUGUGGUGUUUGGUGAAGAGAAUGCGAGAGAAGUUAAAGUAGAAUCAUUUCUUCAACCAAUGCUACCACUGUUAAUGGCAAAAAAAGGAUUCAGGACUACUACUACUGAAGAUGAAAGACCCAGUAAUUCUUUGUUUACUCCAGUCAGACUGCCAGGUGUGCAGUUACCUGAGGUGCUGAGCUUCAAAGUAGACAUAGUAGACUCUAGAAAAUUGCCUGAUGAAAAAAAAAACUGA
This is a messenger RNA of Pomacea canaliculata, 424 nucleotides long. RefSeq lists its product as uncharacterized. The transcript is spliced from 5 exons. The record is from RefSeq and is a predicted model, not a curated record. Lineage: Eukaryota; Metazoa; Mollusca; Gastropoda; Architaenioglossa; Ampullariidae. The coding region runs from base 20 to 424 and encodes 134 amino acids.